UAUAUAAGUACGACAGCAACGUUAGUAAGGAAAAAGAUUGAAGAAGCAGAAAACAAUCAUCAUCAUCAAACUUGUUUCUUUAUGGUUGCACAGUUACACUCUCAACACAAACCUGUGACAUUUUUGGUUGCAUGUGUAUAAUCACCGACACUUACACUACAUCCUCCAAUCACCGACAACAUAACGACAUCAACCAACUCUCUCAUUCAUAUAUAUAGAUACUGCCACGUGUCAUCAUCAAAAUGAUCACCACCUACAACGGUGCCUCCGGUGGCCGUACUGUGGUUGUUGGUGUGAAGAUGGAAUCUAACAGUCAUAGCACUGAGUUGUUGACAUGGUCUUUGGUCAAUGUUGCUCAACCUGGUGAUCUUAUUCUUGCUCUUCAUGUUCUUAGAAAUGAUGAAAUUGUGAAUCGAGAUGGGAAAUCUUCUUUAUUUUCUCUUGUCAAAGCAUUUGAUUCAGUGCUUUCUGGUUACGAAGGAUUCUGCAACUUGAAACAGGUGGAUCUGAAGCUAAAAAUUUGCCGGGGUUCGUCAGUGAGGAGAAUUUUGGUUAGAGAAGCAAAUGAAUAUUGUGCAACUCAUGUUAUAGUUGGAAAAUCUCAAGGUCUUAUUAGACCAACUAUUUCUUUACCUAGGUAUUGUGCUAAGAAGCUAUCAAAGGAUUGUUGGGUUUUUGCUGUUGAUAAUGGGAAAGUUGUGUUCAAGAGAGAUGGAUCACCGACAAAUCACGUUGACUUAAAAGGUCACCGAAUUGGGUUGCUUGGUUCGAUACAACGGACAUUCAGCAAGAGUUCAAAAGUACUAAAUGAUGAUGUGGAAGAAUCAAUAUUGCAGGAUUCAUCUUGCUACCAAGCUGCAGAUCAAGAGUCUUAUUUCGGCGACGAGGGUGAUAGUGAGAAGAACUCGUUGGCUAUGGUUCCGGUAAAAGCAACUGAUGCUGGUUCUAGCAUGAGAACUUUACAUGACAGAGAAGUAACUGCUUUAAAACCUGGUUGGCCACUACUCCAUCGUACAAUUUCGUCAGACAGGAAAGUUUCUGAAAGAUCGUUGUUUCGUCGGAUUUCAGUGGUCCAAUGGGCAAUGCAGUUGCCCUCUAGAAAUCUUUCCUUUGAUAAAGAUCAAUUUUUGGGUCUAGAUAGCAAAAGUGGUGCUCUUGUUCCGGUGAAUGCCGAAAUAGGAAUGGUUGCUUCACCUGAACGCAAAUCUAUGUGCGUUCCUAAAGAAUUAGAGGGCCUUCAUGAGAAAUACUCAUCUACUUGCAGAUUGUUUAAGUACCAAGAACUUGUAUCAGCAACAUCAAACUUCUUGCCGGAAAAUUUGAUUGGUAAAGGAGGAAGUAGUCGGGUUUAUAAAGGUUGCCUCCCUGAUGGAAAGGAACUUGCUGUUAAGAUCUUAAAGCCUUCUGAUGAUGUUUUGAAGGAGUUUGUUUUAGAGAUAGAAAUUAUCACCGCUUUGCAUCACAAAAACAUCAUUUCUCUCAUUGGAUUCUGCUUUGAAGAUGACAAUCUUCUUUUGGUCUAUGAUUUCUUAUCAAGAGGGAGCCUUGAACAAAACCUUCAGGGUAGUAAGAAAAAUUCGCUCGAGUUAGGUUGGACUGAGAGAUAUAAGGUGGCAAUGGGCGUUGCUGAGGCUUUGGAGUAUCUGCAUAAUAACAGUGACCAACCUGUGAUCCAUCGUGAUGUAAAAUCAUCAAAUGUGUUAUUAUCUGAGGAUUUUGAACCUCAGCUCUCUGACUUUGGACUUGCGAAAUGGGCAUCAACCUCGUCAUCAUCUAUAACCUGCACAGAUGUUGCCGGAACUUUUGGUUACUUGGCACCUGAAUAUUUCAUGUAUGGUAAAGUAAAUGAUAAGAUUGAUGUCUAUGCAUUUGGUGUGGUGCUUCUUGAGCUUCUUACACGGAGAAAGCCUAUAAGUGGCGAUUAUCCUAAAGGUCAAGAGAGCCUUGUCAUGUGGGCAAGUCCAAUUCUAAAUAGUGGGAAGCUGUCACAAUUGUUGGAUCCUAGUUUGGGUGAUAACUAUGAUCAUGAAGAGAUGGAAAGGAUGGUCUUAGCAGCAACACUUUGUAUCAGACGUGCUCCAGGAGCUAGGCCUCAUAUGAGUCUUAUCUCAAAGGUCCUUAAAGGCGACGCCGUUGUAAUAAAGUGGGCAAAGCUAGAAAUUAAUGCUUUGAAAGCAUCAGAAUUGCUUGAUGAAGAAGCAUGUCCACCUUCUGACAUACAAUCACACCUUAAUCUUGCAUUGCUUGAUGUGGAUGAUGACACACUCUCCAUGUUCAGUGUUGAGCAAAAUGUCUCUUUGGAGGACUACUUGAGAGGCAGGUGGAGUCGUUCAUCUAGCUUUGAUUGAGCAAACUCCUAGCAUAAUGCUAGAAGAAACUAUAUUUACUUAAUCCAAAUAUUUUGUACAUUUGUUGUAUGUAUAUGUAUAUUGUACCACGGGGCUUGAGUCUAGCAAGAUGGGCUAGUCCGCCACACCGUGACGAAGCAAAGUUCGAAUCCAUGCUGAAAGAGGUGAAAAUAUUUACAAGAUUACCUCCGAUGGAAGGAACUUGUAGAAAACCAAUAAUAGAGAUGUACACAUGUGGAAUUGGACGAUCUCUCAAAGAAGAUUGCAUCCAAUAAAAAGUACAUGUGGAAAACCGGUAUAUUUAUAUAGUGUCACCUGUUCCAUUAUCAUAAUUAGAUAUUUUCUAUGGAAAUUCAUUGAUGGGUUAGGAUGAGAGGUUGUUUGUUUGUGCCCUCCUCCUUCCCUUCAUCUGAGAAACCAUGCCUAUGUAAUAAUUUGUAAACUAUAAAAUCUAUUGAUCUCAAUUUGAUAGUGUUA
Medicago truncatula (barrel medic) is the source of this 2825-nucleotide messenger RNA. Its product is annotated as L-type lectin-domain containing receptor kinase SIT2. Gene Ontology annotation, molecular function: ATP binding; protein kinase activity. Lineage: Eukaryota; Viridiplantae; Streptophyta; Magnoliopsida; Fabales; Fabaceae. The coding region runs from base 243 to 2348 and encodes 701 amino acids. The record is from RefSeq and is a predicted model, not a curated record. The transcript is spliced from 10 exons. Gene Ontology annotation, biological process: protein phosphorylation.